AAAAUUCACUGAAGUUCAAUGUGUACAUUGUACAAAUAAAAACGCGUAACCUCUAUUAUAUUUAAUAAUUACUUUAAAUAUCCCUUUCAUUUCAUCAUAAUAAAUUUUAUGACUUAAUAUAAGUUUAAAACAAUGAUAAUAUAACAUAAAUAGAGAAACAAUGAGUGGUGGUGUUGUACCCAGCAAAUCAACUGUUUACAUUUCAAAUUUACCUUUCUCAUUGACAAACAAUGAUAUCCACCAACUUUUACAAAGUUAUGGAAAAAUUGUAAAAGUGACAGUAAUGAAAGACAAAACUACACGACGAAGUCGUGGUGUUGCAUUUGUAUUAUUUCUUACUCCAGAAGAUGCUUUUGCCUGUGCUAAAGGUUUGAAUAACACAGAGAUAGGUGGUCGUACAAUUAAGAGUUCUAUAGCAGUUGAUAAUGGACGCAGUACUGAAUUUAUUCGUCGAAGAGACUAUCCAGAUAAAUCUCAAUGUUAUGAAUGUGGGGAAGAAGGUCAUUUAUCGUACAAUUGCAGAAAUAACACAUUAGGACCAAGAAAUCCGCCAUUAAAAAAAAUUCGAAUUAGGAAGAAACAUAAAAGCAAUAACAGUCAGCAUACAAAUGAUUUCAAUAAAAAUAGUGAUGAUGAUUUAGGAGAUGAUAAUUGGGAAGAAGAAGUAGAAACAUUAAGUGCUGCCAUUGCAUUCGAGCAAAGACAAAAGGAAUUAGAAAUCAACCAAAGAGUAGGUGGUAAAGGAUAUGACGAUGAGGAUCGACUAAUACAAAAACCAGGAAAACGAUAUAAGAAAAAUCAGUAUUUCAGUGAUGAGGAAGAUUUCAGCGAAUGAAAUAUCUAUUACAAGGAUUGAAAAAUAUCAUUAAGCAAAAAAAUAAAUAAGAGUUCAAUAUUCUUGGAAAAUUGUAAUAUAAUGCAGUUUAAAAGACACUGGCUGUUAAUUUUGUAAAAUAUUGCCUUUUAUGUACAUAGAUUUUUAAAUGUGUUAGUCUU
Messenger RNA from Hylaeus volcanicus, 996 nucleotides. RefSeq names its product zinc finger CCHC-type and RNA-binding motif-containing protein 1-like. Gene Ontology annotation, biological process: mRNA splicing, via spliceosome. The record is from RefSeq and is a predicted model, not a curated record. Gene Ontology annotation, cellular component: U12-type spliceosomal complex. Lineage: Eukaryota; Metazoa; Arthropoda; Insecta; Hymenoptera; Colletidae. The transcript is spliced from 4 exons. Gene Ontology annotation, molecular function: RNA binding; zinc ion binding. Bases 161 to 835 code for a protein of 224 amino acids.